This is a messenger RNA of Amaranthus tricolor (Joseph's coat), 1401 nucleotides long. RefSeq lists its product as uncharacterized. The transcript is spliced from 7 exons. Bases 1 to 1401 code for a protein of 466 amino acids. The record is from RefSeq and is a predicted model, not a curated record. NCBI's taxonomy places the organism in Eukaryota, Viridiplantae, Streptophyta, Magnoliopsida, Caryophyllales, Amaranthaceae.
AUGGAGAUGAUUGGAAUUUGGAAGGGUGCCUUUGUGGAGGAGCACAACAUUAUGCAUAAUAUUUUAUCGUGCCAGGAUAUUCUGAAGCAAUAUGGUCGGAAACAUUGUCCUCUCAGUAGUUUGUUGAAGAUUGAUUUGAGGAAGGCGUAUGAUACUUUGAAGUGGGAUUUUAUUAAAGAUAUGUUGAUCUCUCUAAAUUUUCCUUCUCAUUUCAUUAAAAUUGUUAUGAUUUGCAUUUGCACAACUCAAUUCUCUUUGAUUCUAAAUGGAAGCCCCAUGCCUUUAUUUAAAUCUAAGAGAGGAAUUAGACAAGGAGAUCCAAUGUCUCCUUUGAUUUUUGUGAUUUGUAUGGAGUAUCUAUCAAAAUUACUUAAGGUUGUUGGGGAUCAUAAUUCUUCUAGCUCAAUUGGAGAUUUUUUGUGGAGUCCUCUGGAUUGGUUGCCAACUCUUCAAAAUCUCAUGUGUAUCUUGCAGGGUUCUAUGCCUUUUCGUUAUUUGGGGGUUCCGUUAUCAUCCAACCCUCUUUUUGCAGUUGAGUGUGAAUGUCUUGCUGUAAAAAUGACUUCUAAGAUUAGAUCUUGGCAAGUCAAGAAUCUCUCUUAUGCAGUUAGGCUACAACUUGUUUCUGCUGUUUUGAUGAAUAUUAUAAACUUUUGGCGUCAAAUCUUUGUGUUGCUUAAGAAGGUUCUAAAGCAGGUAAAUGCAAUCUGUAGAGCAUAUCUCUGGCAUGGUAAAGUUGAUUCUGAUGUUCCUGAAAGUUUGGAAACUGGAUAUUGUGGAUGGGUGCAUGGUGUUUAUACAAAGGGUGGCAAUUGGAGGGUUUUCCAUGCCCCAAUAACUUCAAGCUGGGCUUUUAAGAAGAUAUGCAAGGUUAAAGAUAGGCUUGGUCAAUGGGUGCAUAAUGGAACUUACUCCAUCAAAGAUGUCUAUCAUGAGCUUUUAGGGGCUAGGCAGCCAGUGGACUGGGUGAGUUUUGUAUGGAAUAGAAGUUCUAUUCCUAAAGCUAGAUUUAUAUUACGGCUAGCUAUGAACGAGAGAUUGAAGUCUAGGGACAAAUUGUUUGCAUUAGGGAUCAUCUCUAUUGACGUUUGUCCUUUAUGUGGUUUGGAAACAAAAUCUAAUACUCAUCUUUUCUUCGCUUGUUGGAAGUGUGCUAUAACUAAGAGGAAGAUUGCUACUAUCGCACUAUGCAGUCUUAUGUAUGAGAUUUGGUGUGCUCUGAAUGAUGUUGUUUGGAAUUUCAAAGUUCCUAUGGGAAAUAUGGUUUCUCGACAGGUGAAACUUGCAUUUAAGAGUAGAGUUUUGAAUAUUCCAAUCAAAGGAGUUCUGUUUCGCCUUAUGCAUAUGACGAGUGAAAGUUUGGAAACCCUUUCUAAAAGGUGUGCCUUUCUUUCAUGCUGA